Messenger RNA from Cucumis melo (muskmelon), 425 nucleotides. RefSeq lists its product as uncharacterized. Gene Ontology annotation, biological process: proteolysis. NCBI's taxonomy places the organism in Eukaryota, Viridiplantae, Streptophyta, Magnoliopsida, Cucurbitales, Cucurbitaceae. Bases 38 to 415 code for a protein of 125 amino acids. Gene Ontology annotation, molecular function: cysteine-type peptidase activity. The record is from RefSeq and is a predicted model, not a curated record. The transcript has 4 exons.
ACAAGAAUCUCGAAUUCGAAACUUGUGUAGUAGAUUGAUGGUGUCCAAACCCGACCAAGUAGUUCUUGCUCCUUUUAAUCCCGAGGGUCAUUGGGCACUGCUUGCUAUAAAUGCGUAUGAGGAUACAGUGUUUUACCUUGACUCGCUAAGGACGACAUCAAAAGCAACUACAAGAUAUGUAACCGACACAGCAAUAGCAAUAUUUCACUCACAAAAGAACAUUAAUAAAAGCAGGAAACAAACUUUAUGGCGAACAGUAAAGUGUCCACUACAAGUCGGGAGCACUACGUGUGGAUACUAUGUCAUGAAGUAUAUGAGAGAAAUUGUAAAUAGGGGAAGCAUUGUCAUCUCGGAUUCGGUAUGUUAUAUAUCAAACUAUUUCUUUUGUACGUAUAAUAAUUUUCAUGAAUACUAAUUCAUUUAUU